This is a messenger RNA of Ricinus communis (castor bean), 2941 nucleotides long. RefSeq names its product pentatricopeptide repeat-containing protein At1g13040, mitochondrial. The transcript has 4 exons. The coding region runs from base 286 to 1875 and encodes 529 amino acids. Gene Ontology annotation, molecular function: protein binding. Lineage: Eukaryota; Viridiplantae; Streptophyta; Magnoliopsida; Malpighiales; Euphorbiaceae. The record is from RefSeq and is a predicted model, not a curated record.
UAGAAAUUGAUUGGGGCUUAGGUUUCGGAGGAGAAGGAGAAGCAUUUUGGGCUUAAUGACUAUAGAUUUAGUCCAAUAAAGAUAAAAAAUUUAGAGUUAAAAGACAAGGCCCAAUCAGUAUCCUCUCAGUUUCUUUCUCGCUCCCCUGCUCUUUCUCCAAUCGCCGAAAUGGGUUUAAGCUGAACCCUUUUUUUUCUUCUCUUCACUGGAUUAUGUGCUUGCCAUCUGUUGAACUGCCCUCAAUGAGGUCACUGCUCAAUCAAUUGCUAUGCACAUCUCCCUGACAUGUAUCAAUCUCUCGGGGCUCACCGCCUUAUAUACCGUUCACGCAUUGCGGGUUACGUCAAAGCAGGUCUAAUUGAUAAAGCAGUCCAAGUGUUCGACGAAAUGUCUCAAUCAAAUUGCCGAGUUUUCAGCAUUGACUACAAUCGUUUCAUUGGCGUAUUAAUUAACCAUUCUCGUUUCGAUUUAGCAAAUCACUAUUAUUCUCAAAUGGGUACUCGUGGAUUCUCGCUAUCUUCAUUUACUUACUCUCGUUUCAUUACGGGUUUAUGUAAAGUUAAAAACUUUACUUUCAUUGAUGAGUUGUUACAUGAUAUGGAGACACUAAAUUGUUUGCCUGACAUUUGGGCUUUUAAUAUUUAUUUACAUCUUUUAUUUGUUGAAGGUAGGAUAGACUUAGCUUUAGAAGUUUUUGAGAAAAUCGUUAAGAAUGGAAGAAAGCCUGAUGUUGUAACAUAUACAAUUAUUAUUCAUGGGGUUUGUAAAAUAAAGAAAUUUGAUACUGCAAUUCAGUUUUGGCGUGAUAUGAUUCAUAAGGGAUUUUCACCGGAUAAUAAAGCUUGUGGAGCAAUUGUUGUUGGUUUGUGUGAUGGAAGGAAGGUAGAUUUGGCUUAUGAGCUUAUAAUUGAUGUAAUGAAGAGUGGUCGAGUUAAGUUAAGUACAUUGGUUUAUAAUGCAUUGAUUAGUGGGUUUUGUAGAGCAGGUAGGAUAGAUAAGGCUCAAGCAAUUAAAUCUUUUAUGAGGAGGAAUGGCUGUGAGCCGGAUUUGGUUACGUACAAUGUGUUCUUGAACUAUUUUUGUGAUGAGUUAAUGUUGGAUGAUGCAAAGAAGUUGUUGAAGUUGAUGGAGAGAAGUGGGAUAGAACCAGAUGUGUACAGUUAUAAUCAGCUUCUUAAGGGAAUUUGUAAAGGUAAUUGCCCAGAUAAAGCUUAUUUGUUGAUGACAAACAAGAUGUGGCCAAAAGGGUUGUGUGAUGUUGUUUCCUAUAACACUAUUAUUAAAGCAUUUUGCAAGAUAGGUGAUACCACAAGUGCUUAUAAGUUGUUUGAGGAGAUGGGGCAGAAAGGGAUUCCACCUGAUGUAGUGACAUUUACUAUAUUUAUAAAAGCUUUUCUUGGAAAAGGCAGUUUUAAUAUAGCAAAAAAGCUGCUUGAUCAGAUGACAGAAAUGGGUCUUUCACCUGAUCGUAUAUUUUAUACUACUAUUAUUGAUCAUUUAUGCAAGAGUGGGAAAGUAGAAAUGGCUCACUCAAUUUUCUGUGAUAUGGUAGAACAGGGAAUUUCGCCUGAUGUGAUUUCAUUUAAUGCUCUUAUAAAUGGUUUUUGCAAGUGCUCUAGAGUAAGUGAAGCUAUGCAUUUAUAUGAAGAAAUGCAGAAUAGAGGAUCUUAUCCAGAUGAAGUAACAUACAAAUUGAUCAUUGGAGGGCUCAUAGAGGAAAAGAAGAUUUCAAUUGCUUGUAUGGUGUGGGGUCAGAUGAUGGAUAAGGGCUUUACUCUUGAUAGAGCUAUUGCUCAAACACUCAUCAGGGGGAAUUCAAUUGAAAAUGCAUCUACAUCCAGAUGGUUAGUCUUCUUCCCCUAUCUGUAUGUAUGAUGCUAACCUUCUGCGGUACCUAAAGACCUAUCUGUAUAUAUGAUGCUAACCUUCUGCAGUACCUAAAAAAGCUAUACUGGAAUAUUAUGCUCUAGGAUAUUAUUAGAAUGCUUCUUCUUAUAACAAAAGGCCUUUUAAGUCAAACGACAUUACCUGUUAUUGGAUUUAAGUGCCUUGUGCAAAUAAUAUAUAAAAUUUGAAAAUGGAAAAUUACUUGAUUGUAGCUUGGAUUUUAAGUUCCAUCAGAACUAUUCCCCAUCUUUCAGAAUCAUCAAAGAUUUUGUAUUCAGUCGGAAAGUUCAUGGUAUUUGGUUCUUUUUGUUUCUCUCACAAUCAAUUGCAGAUCCCAAAUUUGGCAUCUUUUGGUUGGAAAUGGAUCUUGUCAGGAUGAUGUUGUUGCCAACUCAUUGUCUUCCUGUCAAAUUGCAAUAAUGCAGCACUCAGUAAGCAAUGCAACUUGGAGCUUUUAGGCUACAUAAUUCAAAACAUUGUACUCAGCUUCAUUUUUUCUCUUUGGGGAGUGAGAUAAGGGUAUCCCAUUUUUCAUUUUCUAAAUUUUGCUGCAGGAUCACAUAUUAGAAAAUCUUGUACUUUGUGAUCUCUUUCUCUCUCCCUCUACAAGAUUCAAACAUCCAGGAUUUCUGAAAGUGGAGUUGACAGGAGAAUGCUGCCUCAUUCUUUUGUAAUCCGGAUUCAGGAGAAAGAUGUGCCAAAUAAAAGCAAUGGAGUGUAGCUCAGAUUUCCUUGUGUUCAACAUCUGUAAUCAAUAUUGAAUAAUAGACCAAAACGACACUGACUGAUUCCUGCAAUCUACAAACUGGACCACCAAAGGUGCAAGGAAUUGAGUUUAUAAUGCUGAUGAAGCUAGGCUAAACUUGGCACUUGUCACUUUCAUAAAUGAUAGACUUCUGAUUUGCCUGGACUAUUUGUGGGUUACAACUCCUGAAUUGCAAAUUGAAGUAUUUAUAUGCUUGUAAUCUACUGCUGUUGACUAGUAGAAACUGGGUGUACCUUUCGAUAUAAAUAUGAAGAAUUUCUGACAGAAAUUUGAAAAAAAUGUUUAAUA